AUGGCGGGCCGCAGAACCGGAGGGACCACUCCGGACGGCUCGCAGGCAGGAGACACAAAUAGCAGCGAGCAGAUCGACAGCAUGAGGUCUGAAAUCAGUUCGCUGACACAGCAAAUGGGCCAGCUGGUGCAGCUGGUCGGAGGACUUGCUGCACGUAUAGAGGAGAAGUCCGGCGGUGCCACGGAGGGCGCCGCUGAAAGCGGCGGCGCCGUGGAGAGCGUCGCCACAAGCACUGCAGGUCAUUUUGGGAACGUGCAGUACGACGGGAGCGCGCAGGCAGCGGACCUGCGAAGAGAGUCUGGUCCUUCGGGGCGACACAGCGGCGAAGUAGGGGGUUCAGACCCCAAAGAGCCAGUGACGGCUCAGUCGACCACGGAGGCAGAGUAUAUUGCAGCCGGGGAGGGCGUGAAGGAAGCGUUGUUCGUGCGUGGUGUUCUGUCGUUCAUUGCGCCCGAGACGAGCGGUGCCACGAUCAGGGUCCGUGAGGACAACGAGGGGGCUCUCGCGUUGGUGCAGAACCCUUUCAGCUCGGCGAGGAGCAAGCAUAUCGACGUGCGGUUCCACUUCAUCCGCGAGCUCUUCAAGGCGGGCAAGAUCACCGCAGAUUAUGUCUCGACAGAAGAGCAGCACGCCGAUAUGCUGACCAAGGUCCUUGGUAGGGGCAAGUUGGAGUACCACCGGAAGGCUCUGAUGAACCUGCCGAUGUAG
Ectocarpus sp. CCAP 1310/34 is the source of this 708-nucleotide messenger RNA. Lineage: Eukaryota; Phaeophyceae; Ectocarpales; Ectocarpaceae. The record is from the annotation of a GenBank genome assembly.